Tilletiaria anomala UBC 951 is the source of this 1073-nucleotide messenger RNA. RefSeq lists its product as uncharacterized. Gene Ontology annotation, cellular component: nucleus; cytoplasm. The record is from RefSeq and is a predicted model, not a curated record. NCBI's taxonomy places the organism in Eukaryota, Fungi, Basidiomycota, Exobasidiomycetes, Georgefischeriales, Tilletiariaceae. The coding region runs from base 185 to 955 and encodes 256 amino acids. The transcript has 4 exons.
CACUGAUCCUGCCUCAUUCUUCAUUGCUCAGCUUGGGGGGUUCCCUUAUCGAUGGCCUUGUACUGAUGAUGUUGCAUUUAAGAGAUUAUGACCUUGUUCAGCAGCCAAAAACUUGCCGACCCCCCAUCCUUGGCUCCUCCAGCGGACUGCCCCUGCUAACGUCUGGAAAGCCAUCAUAGGUAAGAUGGAUGGGUUACGUGUCUUGGGCCUGCACGGUAAAGGCACCAAUUCUGAAAUCAUGAAGGCACAAGUCGGCCCUUUAUGCAGAGCAGCUGAAAUCGAAGGUCACGUUCAGUUCGAGUCGGGCCCGGUUCCGUCAGUGCCAUACCACAAUAUCGAACGGUUUUUCCCAGGUCAAGACUAUAGGGCUUGGUAUGAAGCACCAACCUCUGAGAAGCUCCGUGAAGCGCAAGACUACCUCUCAGCCCUUCUUCAAGGUCGUCCCCUUGGAUCGCCCGAUGAGGUUCCGAAGCCUCAAGUCAGUGAUAUGCGGAAAGUCACGCUUUCCAGAUCGGCAGCGUUUGACUUGUACAACGAACUCUCAAGGGACCUCCCUCGAGCUUUCGAUGGUGUGAUCUGUUUUUCUCAAGGUUGCGCGCUAGCUGCAGGACUUCUGCUCCAAACUUCGAUUGAGCAUCCCGCUGAGGAAGCUCCAAUCAAAUUUGCCAUCUUCAUUUGCGGUAGCCGCCCUUUCUCUCCUGUCACUACGCAACGGUACAACACGAGGGAGUUGAAAGGGACUGACGCGCCUAUCAGAAUCACCAUUCCGACGCUGCACAUCAUCGGCAAGCAAGACGGGGCCAGGCAGGAGGGGCAUCUGUUAGCAUCGCUCUGUGCCCCAGGCACAGCCGAGGUUCUCGAAUUUGACGGUGGUCAUGCACCUCCAAGAAAGAGCAAAGAUAUCCAGGAAGUGGCUCGGGCCAUCAAAAGACUAGUCUGCAAAGCUCAGGCAUGAAAGCCACCACCAGGUGGCUACAUUUUUCGCAAUCUACCAAAGCGCGUCACCUGCCCCCUGACCCGCAUCAUCACAAGAGAAUCACUUUAACGGCAUUCCCGCUCACUUCCGCAGCUCC